UGGUCAGCUGCUCCUUCAAGUGGGGGGGGAUGGUAACCCUCCUCCCCCUUGGACAGAGCCUGUGCCAGAUCCUGGAAGCCUCGGUCAAUAUCGGGAGCCGGACUCUGGACACGCAGCUGGACGUCCUCCUUGGGACCCUCCACCUCCAGCUCUGCGCCCCCCUGGAUUCGUACCAGUCCACCUCCCUGAAGAACCACAACGAGGUUCUCCGCUGCUUCACCGUCUUAGCCGCUUCGUUCCCUGACCGCUUGCUCGGAUUUCUGCUCCCAAAGCUGGAGUCCAGCAACGAGAAGACGCGGCUGGGCACCCUGACGGUCCUGCGCCAGAUCAUCAACAGCGCCCCCGCUCAGAUGGAGAUGAAGAGGCCGUUUCUCCUGUCCUCCAUGAAGCUCCCCCUGCAGGACCACAGCAAUAAGGUCA
Pseudonaja textilis is the source of this 420-nucleotide messenger RNA. NCBI's taxonomy places the organism in Eukaryota, Metazoa, Chordata, Lepidosauria, Squamata, Elapidae. The record is from RefSeq and is a predicted model, not a curated record.